AUGAAAGGAAUUUAGUUAUAGAACCAACUUAAAAAAGAUAAGAAGAUGAACAUUAAAAGUUUCUAUAUAGUCGGUUUAAUUGGUGAAGGUAUAUUUAUGAAUAAUAAUGAAGGUGCGUAUUCAGAAGUUUAUGAGGCUAUUUACUUAAAAAAUAAUAGAAAAGUAGCCAUAAAAAAGGUUUAUAAAGAAUCAAUUACACUGUCGAACAAAUAAUCAGAAAUUUAUAUUGAAAGACAUAUGAUGAAGUAGUAUUCACAAAAGUAUCCCAGUAAAAUUGAAUCUAAUUCAUUAGGUGUUGUUGAAUUUAUUGGAAGUUUUUAAGAUAAAUAAUACCUUUAUUUUGUAAGUGAGCAUUGUCCUUAUGGAGAUUUAGGAAAUAUUAUUUAUGACAUUUAUUAAAUUUACAGAAAUACUAGAUCUGAAGAACUUGAAUAUUUCAUUAAAGUUUACAUUUAUCAAAUAAUUUAAGCAAUAAUUUAUUUGCAUAAUGAAGGUAUAGCUCAUUUAGAUAUAAAACCUAAAAAUAUUUUAAUAGAUAAAAAUUACAAUCUAAAAUUGACAGAUUUUGCAACUUGCUUUUUUUUUGAAGAAAACAAAUAACCCCCAGAUUUAAUUGAUUAAAUAAAGAAAAUUUAGUAAAGUCAUGUUAGAUCUAUUAAAAAAAUUGAAAGUGAAUCAACUUAAUACAGAUCAAAUUUUGUUGGAACACCAGAAUACAUCUCACCUGAAAUGCUCAAUAAUAGUAGAGCAUCUAAAGAGGCUGAUUUAUGGGCUCUUGGUUGUAUUGUGUAUGAAGUAUUAUUGUAAUAAUUAUCUAGUUUUAUCAUGGAAAAUAACCUUUCACUGAUAUUAGUGAAAAUGCUAUUUUUAAUAAUAUCUUAACUCUCAAUUAUGAAUUAGAUAAUUCAAUACCAUAAUCUGCUUAAGAUCUUAUUAGAUCUUUAUUGGUAUUGAAUCCAUCUGAAAGAUUAGGAUAAGAAGAUACUUAAUUGAUUAUUUAACAUUAAUAUUUUUAAGAUAUUAAAUAGGAUUAUAUUCCUUGGCAAACUGAAAUAUAGAUUCCCUUUGAAUAUAAAGAUUUAUUUUAAGAGAUUAUACCUAGUUAAAGUAAAUCAAGUAUUUUAUGGGAGUUUACACCUGCAAAUAUUUAGAUGAAAUAAGAAUUAGUUAAGAAAAAAUAAGAUAGAUUAAAAACAAUAAUGGAAGAGCUUGAUGAAGCUGUAACACCUAUUCCAAAUGGAUUAAUAAGACCAUAAAAAAUUCACUGCUCUCCAAAUUAACCAAUUUUUAAACCUGAACGAACUAUAAAUCAAUCUUCAAGUAAUUAGGAAAUGGAAUCUCAUUGUAAUUCAGUAUUUAAGCAUUUUGACAAAUGCGUUGGUUUUAUUUAUUUGAACACAAAUAGAUGGUUCUGUAUACCUUAAAUUGCAAUACUUUUUGGAUAUUUAAAGCCUCCCUGUUUAUUGAUAGAUUUUAUUAAAGGAGAAAAAAAAUAUUUACCUAUUGAUGAUACAAUAAAGAUAUCAAAUGACGGUGUUCAUUAUGUACAUACUUUAGAAAUUAUAAGGUGUUAGAAUCUUCCUCGUUUUUUUAUAAAUUUAAAGAUGCUGAAGCAAAGCCUAUAAAUUGGAUCCAGGUAGUUCAAUCAAUAAAAGAUGAAUAUCUUAAUCAAUGA
Paramecium pentaurelia is the source of this 1675-nucleotide messenger RNA. The record is from the annotation of a GenBank genome assembly. NCBI's taxonomy places the organism in Eukaryota, Ciliophora, Oligohymenophorea, Peniculida, Parameciidae.